CACUCCCUCUCUAACCUCCACAUUCAAAACUCUUUCUCUCUCUCUCUCUCUCUCUCUUCUCUGUAUCUCUGGGAGCCAUGGAUGAUCUAACGGAUGAUUUACAAAGCAUGAGUUUCAACUCAACAACAACAGCAACAGCAGAAAUCAAUAGAAGUACAAGUUCAGGUUCAGAAACAACAACAUGGACAGCAUCAAGUUUAUCAUGUUCAACCUCAGCAAGAACAACAACAACAAAUAACAAACGGUACACACCAACUGGAGAUCCAUAUUGGGAUGGAAUCAGAAGAAUCAGAUCUGAAUCAGUCAAUGGAAAAGUAUCGCUAAAUGAUUUGAAGUUUAUUCAGAGAUUAGGAAGUGGUGAUAUCGGAAAUGUUUAUUUAGUGGAAUUAAAAGGAGUUUCUGAUGAUAAUAAUAAUAAUAAAAUUAAUGGUUGCUGUUAUUACGCUGCUAAAUUGAUGGAUAAAAAAGAACUUGUUAGUAGGAACAAAGAAGGAAGAGCGAAGAUGGAAAUGGAAAUAUUAGAAAUGUUAGAUCAUCCUUUUUUACCAACUCUUUAUUCUUACUUAGAAUCUACUGAACGGUCUUGUUUAUUAACUGAGUUUUGUCCCGGCGGUGAUUUACAUGUUCUCCGACAGCGACAGCCUUUCAAACGCUUCGACGAGUUAGCCGUUAGGUUUUACGCAUCGGAGAUAACAGUAGCAAUGGAAUACGUGCACAUGAUGGGAAUCGUGUACAGAGAUCUCAAACCGGAAAACGUUCUAGUAAGAGUCGACGGUCAUAUCAUGUUGACUGAUUUUGACCUCUCACUAAAAUGCGAUAAUUCAACAACAAACCCUCAGAUUGUCACUAAUCAAACCUCUUCACCAAAUCUCCCUCCGUCAACCGACCCGUCUAACAAAUUUACGUCUUCGUCUUGUAUUCUUCCCCACUGUAUAGGGCCAGCAGUUUCAUGUUUCCGACCAAGACUUCGGCGCAAGAAGAAGCAAACAAAUCGAGGUGGACCAGAAUUCGUCUCAGAACCAGUUGAUGUCCGAUCGAUGUCGUUCGUGGGUACUCAUGAGUACCUAGCGCCUGAAAUCGUGUCGGGUGAAGGUCAUGGAAGUGCAGUAGAUUGGUGGACAUUAGGAAUAUUUAUGUAUGAACUUUUAUACGGUUAUACACCAUUUAAAGGGACGGAUAAUGAUUCAACGAUGGCGAAUAUUGUAGCUCGAGCACUAGAAUUUCCUAAAGAACCUUCUGUUUCUGCUCCGGUUAAGGAUUUGAUAACUCAGCUGUUGGUUAAGGAUCCAGUUAGGAGAUUAGGUUCUACAAUGGGUGCUACUGCAGUUAAACAUCACCCGUUUUUUCAAGGUGUGAAUUGGGCACUAUUGAGAUGUACCUCACCACCUCAUAUUCCUCCUCCAUUUGUCAUCCGAGAAAUUGAUGAGUCUGACGAUAGCUGCCCUGAUACACCAGUGGAUUAUUACUAAAUGCCAUUAAACGGGCUACGGUUAUAAUAGUACGAUCGGUUGGUUUUGUAUAGGAAGAAUAGGGCUUAUGGUUUCUUGAGUCUUCGAAUGGUUCUGGCUGGCAUAUAUUUACAGUAUAAACCGUAUUGUUAAUUUUGAGCUGAUUUCAUGGCCAGUGAGAUUGUUACACAUACUUCUCUUUUUUUUGGAUAUUCUUGCUUAAUUAGUUGGUAAAAAAACAGACUGAUACUUCUUUGUAUUUGUUUGAACAUUUUUUAUGUCGGAAUGGAGAGCAAAAUGAGCCGGUGUUUAAGAUGGGUACAAAAUGUUGAAACUGGCCGGUUAAGGGUAAGUUCAUGGGAGGUGUAUGGUGGAGAUGGUGUGAUAAUUGAUGGUUGGAAGUUUAUGGACGUAUCAAGCAUGGAUAGGGAAAGAUUUUGUUUGUGGAUGGAUGGUAUUUGUGUUUUGUUGUGCCCUACCCAUGUGUGAUGUUUCUGGUAGGAGGAACUUGAAAGGUUUUUAAUUUUGUCACGAGGGUAUUAAUUAUGAGCCGGUGGUCUGGAAUCUAUGUACCAUGUAUAUAGGUUGUUUUAGUGUUCAUAAGUCUUUCCUCCACAUGGACGCUUAAAUUCAUGUAUAUUUUUCAAUUGAUUUUUCAUGUUUCCAUCUGUUAAGAUCAUAGAUAGAAAAGAACCAUCAAUGCUAGGUCAAACAGAUUAUGUUAA
Molecule: messenger RNA, 2173 nt
Organism: Papaver somniferum (opium poppy)
Lineage: Eukaryota; Viridiplantae; Streptophyta; Magnoliopsida; Ranunculales; Papaveraceae
Product: serine/threonine-protein kinase D6PKL1-like
Exons: 2
Coding region: 78-1469 (463 amino acids)
Biological process (GO): protein phosphorylation
Cellular component (GO): plasma membrane; nucleus; cytoplasm
Molecular function (GO): ATP binding; protein serine/threonine kinase activity
Source: RefSeq, a predicted model, not a curated record